Artibeus jamaicensis (Jamaican fruit-eating bat) is the source of this 2204-nucleotide messenger RNA. RefSeq names its product hypocretin receptor 1 (gene HCRTR1). The transcript has 8 exons. The record is from RefSeq and is a predicted model, not a curated record. Gene Ontology annotation, cellular component: membrane. Bases 270 to 1553 code for a protein of 427 amino acids. Lineage: Eukaryota; Metazoa; Chordata; Mammalia; Chiroptera; Phyllostomidae. Gene Ontology annotation, biological process: feeding behavior; G protein-coupled receptor signaling pathway. Gene Ontology annotation, molecular function: orexin receptor activity.
CCAGCCACGGCCGCUUUGGAGCCUCAGCGCCCUCAGGAGCCCGGCCUUCGGGGCAGGGAGGCGAAGUCCCCGGUUCACUGUCCGCGGGAUCAGCGACCGAGGACGCCGGCGUCCCGGAGCCAACAGGAGGAGCUUUGGGGCUGGAACCCCAAAAGACCCGGUGCAAGACUCCGGGCUCCCUGAGGGCAGUGGGCUGAGGCCCUGCCUGGCCCGGCUCCCUCCCUCCCGGGAGCCCAGGAUGCCCCUAGGCCACAGCGGCUCCUGAGCUCAUGGAGCCCUCGGCCACCCCAGGGACCCAGACGGGAGUCCCCACUGGCAGCUUGGACCCGUCCCCAGCGCCUCCCAACUACUACUACGAAGACGAGUUUCUCCGCUAUUUGUGGCGUGAUUAUCUGUAUCCGAAGCAAUACGAGUGGGUUCUCAUCGCAGCCUAUGUGGCUGUGUUCCUCGUGGCCCUGGUGGGCAACACGCUGGUCUGUCUUGCCGUGUGGCGGAACCACCACAUGAGGACCGUCACCAACUACUUCAUUGUCAACCUGUCCCUGGCGGACGUGCUGGUGACAGCCAUCUGCCUGCCAGCCAGCCUGCUGGUGGACAUCACCGAGUCCUGGCUGUUUGGCCACGCCCUCUGCAAGGUCAUCCCUUAUCUACAGGCCGUGUCUGUGUCAGUGGCAGUGCUGACUCUCAGCUUCAUCGCCCUGGACCGCUGGUAUGCCAUCUGCCACCCACUGUUGUUCAAGAGCACUGCCCGGCGUGCCCGGGGCUCCAUCCUGGGGAUCUGGGCUGUGUCGCUGGCUGUCAUGGUGCCCCAGGCCGCUGUCAUGGAAUGCAGCAGUGUGCUGCCGGAGCUGGCCAACCGCACCCGGCUCUUCUCGGUUUGCGACGAACACUGGGCAGAUGACCUCUAUCCCAAGAUCUACCACAGUUGCUUCUUCGUUGUCACCUACCUGGCCCCGCUGGGUCUCAUGGCCAUGGCGUAUUUCCAGAUCUUCCGCAAGCUCUGGGGGCGUCAGAUCCCCGGCACCACGUCGGCCCUGGUGAGGAACUGGAAGCGGCCCUCAGACCAGUCGGAGGGGCAGGGGCAGGACCAGGGCACAGAGCCCCCGCCUCGGGCCCGGGCCUUCCUGGCCGAGGUGAAGCAGAUGCGUGCUCGGAGGAAGACGGCCAAGAUGCUGAUGGUGGUGCUGCUGGUCUUUGCCCUCUGCUACCUGCCCAUCAGCGUCCUCAAUGUCCUUAAGAGGGUGUUCGGGAUGUUCCACCAGGCCAGCGACAGAGAAGCCGUCUACGCCUGCUUCACCUUCUCCCACUGGCUGGUGUACGCCAACAGCGCCGCCAACCCCAUCAUCUACAACUUCCUCAGCGGCAAAUUCCGGGAGCAGUUUAAAGCCGCCUUCUCCUGCUGCCUGCCCAGCCUGGGUCCCUGUGGCUCUCUGAAGGCCCCCAGCCCCCGCUCCCCUGCCAGGCACAAAUCCUUGUCCUUGCAGAGUCGGUGUUCCGUCUCCAAAGUCUCAGAGCACGUGGUCCUGACCAGCGUCACCACAGUGCUUCCCUGAGCCAGGGCCACCCUGGCCGCUCCGAGGGGUGCAACCUGCUCCCUGCCCGGGUUGCUCCUCUGGCUCCUGGGGCCCAGCCCUGACCUGACUCCUUGCGGAGACCGCUGAAUGCAGCUCCAAGCCAGGGCUCCUGUUCUGGUUUUUCACCUGUUUGAUUCUGAGCAAGUAACAUCCCUUCUCUGAGCUGCGUCCCCUAAACAGGACUGAUGUAAGGGUUACGCAUGCGCAAGAAAGCAGAAAGCUCUUUGUAAACGGUAGUGUUGUGAGCAAGAUUAUCACUGCACUCCUCUCACUGGGCUACACCUCACAGUGCAUGGAUCCCAAUCGUCUGUCCAGAGCUUGGCCUUCUUCCCAAAGACCCCUCUCCUACCCAAUCCCAGGCCUUCCCUGGAGCCGGCUAGAAGGGCCCAGCAGCAUCUCCAUCUGGCCCAGUGACUCCCCAAGGCCCAGGCUGCCCUCAGCCAGCCCUCUAUGCUACCCCCGUAAGGAAUCAGGACCCUGCCUUCCCCUGGAGGGAACACAGCCCCACCCCCACCAGGUGCCCAGUGUCCGCACAGCAGACUGGAUCCCUUUGGCUUUGUGGUGUGAUAAAACCCUCUCCCUGUGACCACUCGCUGUGGAGGCCAGCAGCCCAGAGCAAUGGUAAUUAAA